This is a messenger RNA of Dermatophagoides farinae (American house dust mite), 2360 nucleotides long. RefSeq names its product polypeptide N-acetylgalactosaminyltransferase 1. Gene Ontology annotation, biological process: protein O-linked glycosylation. Gene Ontology annotation, molecular function: polypeptide N-acetylgalactosaminyltransferase activity. Lineage: Eukaryota; Metazoa; Arthropoda; Arachnida; Sarcoptiformes; Pyroglyphidae. Gene Ontology annotation, cellular component: Golgi apparatus. The record is from RefSeq and is a predicted model, not a curated record.
UUGCUCCAAAUAAAAAAAAAUCCAUUCAUCUGUGUAGCCAUAAUGUGUGUGUGUGUGUGUGUGUGUGAUCGAUUGAAUGGCCAUAAAGAAUUUCGAUUCAAUUGAGCAAGAAUUUGAAAAAUUUUUCAUUGUAAUGAUGGAAAAAAAUGAAAUUUCUCUUCAUAAUAUAAUAUUGUUGUUGUUCAUGGGAAUUUUUCUAUUUUCUAACUUUAUUAUCUGUCACAAAUGCAUAUGCAUGGAAAAAAUUAUCUUCACUUCCUACAAAAUAAAUUCCAAUAACUAUUGUUGAAGAAAAAGGAUCAUGUUACGUUUGUUAAAAAUAAUUCCACGAUUCUUUCAUCGUACUUUAUGUCGUUUCAUUUCAAUUUUGAAUGGAAAUUUAAAAUUUCAUCAUUAUCAUCAUCAAAAUGAUCAUCAUUUUAUUCUAGUCAUCAUUAUCGUCAUAUUGUUUAUAUGUUUUUUAUCGACAGCAAUCUAUUUUCAAAUUAUUGCACAUUUUAAAUCAAAAUUAUCGAAUGUGAAAAAUGAAGAAUCAAAUGGCAAUGAUAAUAUCAUAUCAUCUAGGUCAAAUACCGACAAAAAUGGCAUUCAUAUUAUCGUUGGUCAAUAUAUGGGCAAAGGUUUUCCAUGGAUCAAUCAAAUCAACCUGACAGAUGAUUUAUUAAAUGUUAACAAUUAUUCACCAUUACCAAAUUAUGGCGAAAAUGGAUCUCCCGUAUAUGUGCCAAAAAUGGACCAUACACAAGCCAAACGUUUAUUCGCUAUUAAUCAAUUCAAUAUUGUUGCUAGCGAUAUGAUUUCUGUGAAUCGUUCACUGCCAGACAUUCGAAAACAGACAUGUCGUGUGAAAAAAUAUCCAGAUAAUUUACCAGAUACCAGUAUAAUCAUUGUUUUUCACAAUGAAGCUUGGUCAACAUUGGCUCGAACUGUACACAGUGUCAUUCUACGUUCUCCACAUCGAUUAAUCAACGAAAUAAUAUUGGUCGAUGAUGCCAGUCAAAGAAAGUUUCUUGGUCAAGAACUUGAUGAAUAUAUGAAUAAACUAUCGAAGGAAAUAAAAAUUCAAAUCAGAAUUCUUCGUUCCACAAAUCGAAUUGGUCUAAUACGUGCGAGAAUAAUGGGAGCAAAUUUUGCCAAAGGACAAGUACUUACCUUUUUAGAUGCACAUUGCGAAACAACCAAUGGAUGGCUUGAACCAUUAUUACAUCGAAUAUUGAUUGAUGGAAAAGUGGCCAUUUGUCCAGUGAUCGAUAUAAUCAAUGAUCAAAAUUUUGCUUAUGUACGAAGUUUUGAAGCUCAUUGGGGUGCAAUGAACUGGGCACUCAAUUUCCGUUGGUUUUCGGUGGGCCAUGCCGAAUUGAAACGAAUGCAUAAAAAGAAUUUUGAUUCGACUAAAUCAUUUCGUACACCUAUAAUGGCCGGUGGCCUGUUUUCUAUACGACGAGAUUAUUUCUUCGAAUUGGGUACCUAUGAUUCUCAUCUACAAGUUUGGGGUGGCGAAAAUAUUGAAAUGUCUUUACGUAUUUGGCAAUGUGGUGGAAAAGUGGAAAUUGCUCCUUGUUCACAUGUUGGCCAUGUUUUUCGAAGUUCAUCACCAUAUUCGUUCGGAAAGAAACAAGUCGGCGAUGUACUAUAUGGUAAUCUGAUUCGAGUGGCUGAAGUUUGGCUGGAUGAUUGGAAAAAUUUUUUUUAUAAAGUAAAUCCCACUGCUAAACAAAUACUUCAUCAUGAUCGGAAUGAUAUUCUAAAAGAUAUAGAGAAAAGAAUCGAUCUUCGUAGGAAACUUAAUUGCCAUUCAUUUGAAUGGUUUUUAGAAAAUGUUUGGCCGGAGAAUUUUUUUCCAAAUACAAACACCACUUUUGGACAUAUUCAAAGUUUAUAUAGCAAAGAAUGUAUGCAAAGACCAUCGAAUGGAGUGCAUCCAAUCGGAAAAGUCAUCAUGGCCAAAUGUUCAAUAGAAAUUUAUGGUCCACAAAGUUUUAUUAUUCCAUUAACAGGUGAAACAGGAUAUAUUAAAUCAGAUGAAUCUGUUUGUAUUGAUGCAAAUUCUAAGAAAACAAACGCUUCAAUUUUAUUAAUUGGUUGCAAUCAAUUAGAACGACAAAAAUGGCGAUAUGAUUCAAAAUUUAAGCAAAUAAUCCACAUUAAAAGUUCAUUAUGCAUUACGAUUGAUCGAAGAAAAACGACACUUUCAUUGGCGAAAUGUUUAUCAAAUAAUAAUAAAAGACAAGCAUGGAAAAUAAUAUCACAAAAUUGGAAUAAUGAUUAAAUUUAAUUGCUUGAAAAUAUUCGUUUUGUUUUCUUACAUCAUAUAUUGUGAUAAUUUUAUAUUGAAAAUAAAUCAUUUUUUUCGAUUUUGA